AUGAGCCUUCUUUCUAUGGGUACCAGUCCAUCUGGACUUACAGCAAUCUCCAUCCUUGGAUUCAUCGGAUGGUACCUACUAUCAGCUAUCUACGUGUGGUACCGCCUCCGACACAUCCCAGGCCCGCCACUUGCAAAAUUCUCUUACCUCUGGCUCGCUCGUCUCUCCUUCAGCGGCAAGGAGUGUGAGAACUUCAGGAACAUCGGCAGACAAUAUGGCAGACUUGUACGGGUCGGUCCCAACGAUCUUACGACAGAUGACCCGGAAACCAUUCGCUAUAUGUGCAGCUCGAGGAGCCAGUAUACCAAGUCCGGCUGGUACGAAGGCAAUAGAUUCAACCCAUACCAUGCGACAAUGUUCUCAAUGUUGGACACGGUGGCCCAUGACAAGCUCAAGGGCAAGGUAACUCCAGGCUACACAGGCCGAGACACACCAGGCCUUGAAGUAUAUCACCCCGCAUGGCGAUCCCGGGUUGAUCUUACUGGACCUAUCACGAGUCAUACCGCUCUUUACCUAGAUGUCAUCUCAAAGAUCGCACUGGGCAAGGAGUUUGGGUGUCUGGACUCGGACUCGGACCCCUACGACUUCUACGGGACACUGGAGCAACAUUUGCCUCAGAUGGGGCUCACCCCGGCUGAGUGUGACGUAGAGACGCUACUCCUGUUCUUUGCAGGGUCUCAUACUACUGCGGGUGCUAUCGUUAUCACACUUCUGUACCUAUUUACAGCACUAAUGGCAUACCAGAGGCUGAAGGAGGAGAUCGUGGCAGCCGUCCGCGAGAAGAGAGUGUCCAUUCCCAUCACUAAUACCGAGUCGAAGAAACUACCCUAUCUACAGGCAAGUGUCCCUUUCCUAAGCCCCCAUGCCGUGGUUUACGAGGGUCUCCGAAUGCGCCCCGCCACUGUCGGCAUGUUGUCCAAGAUGGUUCCGCCCAACGGGGAUACCAUUCAGGGCAAGUUCAUUCCCGGUGGGACGCCCAUAGGGAUGAACUUGGCGUUGGCCCUGCGGUCAAAGUCUUGCUUCGGCGAGGAUGCUGAUGUCUUCCGACCUGAACGCUUUCUCGAGAAGGAUGAGAAGACGCGAGGCGAGAUGCAGCACAAUGUCGACCUCACGUUUGGCUACGGUCGCUGGCUGUGCGCUGGUAAAUAUAUUGCCAUGAUGGAGUUGAACAAGACGUAUUUCGAGUUGUUUCGCGCGUUUGAUUUCCAGGUCAUGCACCCUGAGAAACCCAUGUCUUCUUCUAGCCAUGUGCUUUUUACCGACAAGAACUUUCAUGUCCGGGUUACGGAAACUGCCACUUAG
Molecule: messenger RNA, 1302 nt
Organism: Anthostomella pinea
Lineage: Eukaryota; Fungi; Ascomycota; Sordariomycetes; Xylariales; Xylariaceae
Source: the annotation of a GenBank genome assembly